Pogonomyrmex barbatus (red harvester ant) is the source of this 2335-nucleotide messenger RNA. Its product is annotated as RAS oncogene family member Rab26. NCBI's taxonomy places the organism in Eukaryota, Metazoa, Arthropoda, Insecta, Hymenoptera, Formicidae. The record is from RefSeq and is a predicted model, not a curated record. Gene Ontology annotation, molecular function: GTP binding; GTPase activity.
AUGCGAGUUUUCAUCCCGUAGAAUCGUAAUGUCUGUCAAACACACGCGUCCGACUACACGCGCACGCAUUCAGUGACGCAACAUGUACGUGAUGACGUAACAGCGACUGCGCGCGUGUAUGAGAGGAAAGGAGAAAAAGAAGGAAAGAGAGAAAGAGAGACGUGCGCGCGAUAUCGAGUCGAGGUAACGAGUCAACAACAACGACUACGACGACGAUGACGCUACGGGCUGCGCUUGCGUGCGCCCUCGUUCUCUCCUCUUGUACACACAUGUAAACACACGAUGCGCGCGCUCGCGCGCGGGUGUUUGACGUCUUUUACGCUCCUUAUACACCCCCAGGGGUAAGGGAUACAUCUCUCGUCUCGCGAAAACUGACAUCGUCCUCGCGUGUUGCGCCCCGUCGAUGCACGAUCGUCGCACUCCACUUCGGUCUUACACUGUCAGCCGUCAGACAGCUGCACGAGAACCGUGACUGUCGUCGAAUUGUGCAUCGCUAAGCCUGUAUGUUAUCAUGUGACAACGAGGGACACCAUCGUGAUCGAACAUCUAUCCCCUCGAAGAGCGAAGGAGAUUGUUCCUUUGGAUGUUGCGAACCACUCAUCCCGCCGACGUGGUACCGCGCGCAUUGUUCAAGCAUUCGGAUCCUCGGGAGUGAGAUUUACAUUCGGCCGAGGGUAGCGGGACGACGUAAUACGCGGCGAGAUCGAUAAGGAGCUCUCUAUGAGGGAGCAGUGCCAAGCUCCCGUGUUUCGCCUGCCGUCGCCUGCCGUUCAUGGGAAAAGUGGGUCGACCUACCGCAUGCUGGUGGAAGAGUGGAGUCAAGUUAUCAUCGGGUGCAGCGCGGCGACGAGGUGAAGGCAAAGCGAGUGUAGACUAUCCGGUGAGAGGACUCCACUCCCGUAGGUGUGUCAAUCGUGUGAUUUCCGUGAUUGGGAGGUGCGUGCGCGUUGCCGUAGCGGAUUCCGACAACGCGCGCCACUAGGGGAGCGAUCGACUGGAGCAUUUUGUUAUUCGCAGUUAUCCAAUGAGAGACGAUAUCUAUAUUUAGAAGAACACAAUGAGAGGUGGAAUUGCUGAUGGUGAUGGUUCAUCCAUGGUUACGGUUCCUGCUUCGGCAUCUCUUAAUUUUAUAACGGUCGAGGACAGCAUGAGCGACGACGUAUUUGAAAUGGAAGAUGAUCGCUCUUCUACUGUCACAAAUGUCGUUUCCGGAGGCCUUACGCCCGCAACCAGGCAACGACCCCUCGAGAAGACACCCUCACCUACCGGAUACCGCGAUUAUAAGCCACCUGCCGAAGUGCUCGGUAAUAACUACAGCACGACUUUCAAGACAACGAGCGAUUUCGACAACGUGAGAAGCGCCUUGAAGAGGGACCAAGAAAAAGAAGAUAAUUUCGCGCACAAGACAAUCCUCCUCGGUGAUAGUGGAGUCGGCAAGACUUCAUUAUUGGUCCAAUUCGAUACUGGAAGAUUCCAACCGGGAAACUUCGCGGCCACCGUGGGUAUCGGUUUCACAAACAAAGUUGUCAUUGUCGACGACACGCCGAUCAAGCUGCAGAUAUGGGACACAGCCGGCCAAGAAAGAUUCCGAAGCGUAACGCACGCUUACUACCGAGACGCACAUGCGCUUCUGUUGCUGUACGAUGUGACAAAUAAGACGAGUUAUGACAACAUUAGGGCUUGGUUAAGCGAAAUCCGGGAACACGCAAAUGAAGAUGUCGUCAUUAUGCUGCUGGGUAAUAAGUCCGACUGCGGGACGGAGCGCGCUGUUAAGCGAGAAGACGGCGAGCGAUUAGCGCAGGAAUACAAAGUGCCGUUCAUGGAAACGUCUGCCAAGACUGGCCUCAAUGUCGAAUUGGCGUUUCUCGCCGUUGCUCGGGAGUUGAAGGCCAGAAAAAGCGACAACCCUGACGAGACGAAAUUCAACGUUCAGGACUACGUACGUCAGCAGUCGCAAAGAAACUCCUGCUUCAACUCCAGCUGCCUGACAACCUGAACUACUUUUUUUUUUACAUUAAAUUAUAAGAAUACGCGAAUUGGAACCGCGUUGAACGCGAGAAGGAUGUGAAAUCAGCGAAAUCAGAUGUUCAUUUGAUUUUCGCGCAAGAUCAUCGGUGUAACAUUCGUUGCGGGGCAUUAUAAAUUUUAUACUCAAUUCACAGAAUAGAUUUGUGAACCUAUCACAAUGCAGGCAAAUCGAUACAAAUUUGGAUAAAUCGAAAUCACUGAGUGAUCAAUAAUAUCGAUCAAUAUAUUCUAUAAAAGGAACUAGCGUAUUUAUUUUGUUCAGCGGAGAAUUAUAAAUGUAGCGUAAAAUCGCGCACGCGAUACCGAA